This is a messenger RNA of Propithecus coquereli (Coquerel's sifaka), 1902 nucleotides long. It is a transcript of the gene DPYSL5, whose product is annotated as dihydropyrimidinase-like 5. The transcript is spliced from 12 exons. The record is from RefSeq and is a predicted model, not a curated record. NCBI's taxonomy places the organism in Eukaryota, Metazoa, Chordata, Mammalia, Primates, Indriidae. The coding region runs from base 5 to 1699 and encodes 564 amino acids. Gene Ontology annotation, molecular function: hydrolase activity, acting on carbon-nitrogen (but not peptide) bonds, in cyclic amides. Gene Ontology annotation, cellular component: cytosol; cytoplasm.
GAACAUGCUUGCCAAUUCAGCCAGCGUGCGGAUUCUCAUCAAGGGAGGCAAGGUGGUGAACGAUGACUGCACCCACGAGGCUGACGUCUACAUCGAGAACGGCGUCAUCCAGCAGGUGGGCCGCGAGCUCAUGAUCCCUGGAGGGGCCAAGGUGAUCGAUGCCACCGGGAAGCUGGUGAUCCCCGGAGGCAUAGACACCAGCACCCACUUCCACCAGACCUUCAUGAACGCCACGUGCGUGGACGACUUCUACCAUGGGACCAAGGCAGCGCUUGUUGGAGGCACCACCAUGAUCAUCGGCCACGUCCUACCCGACAAGGACACCUCCCUCGUGGAUGCCUAUGAGAAGUGCCGGGGCCUGGCUGACCCCAAGGUCUGCUGUGACUACGCCCUCCAUGUGGGGAUCACCUGGUGGGCACCCAAGGUGAAAGCCGAAAUGGAGACGCUGGUGAGGGAGAAGGGUGUCAACUCGUUCCAGAUGUACAUGACCUACAAGGACCUGUACAUGCUUCGAGACAGCGAGCUGUACCAAGUGUUUCACGCUUGCAAGGACAUUGGGGCGAUCGCCCGCGUCCAUGCUGAAAACGGGGAGCUGGUGGCCGAGGGUGCUAAGGAGGCACUAGAUUUGGGUAUCACAGGCCCAGAAGGAAUCGAGAUCAGCCGCCCAGAGGAGCUGGAAGCUGAAGCCACUCACCGUGUUAUCACCAUUGCAAACAGGACUCACUGUCCGAUCUACCUGGUCAACGUGUCCAGCAUCUCGGCUGGUGACGUUAUCGCAGCUGCUAAGAUGCAAGGGAAAGUUGUGCUGGCCGAGACCACCACGGCACAUGCCACGCUGACAGGCUUACACUACUACCACCAGGACUGGUCCCACGCAGCCGCCUACGUCACGGUGCCUCCCCUGAGACUGGACACCAACACCUCAACCUACCUCAUGAGCCUGCUGGCCAAUGACACUCUGAACAUUGUGGCAUCAGAUCACCGGCCUUUCACCACGAAGCAGAAGGCUAUGGGCAAGGAGGAUUUCACCAAGAUCCCACACGGAGUGAGUGGCGUGCAGGACCGCAUGAGUGUCAUCUGGGAGAGAGGAGUGGUUGGAGGAAAGAUGGAUGAGAACCGUUUUGUGGCUGUUACCAGUUCCAACGCCGCUAAGAUUCUCAACCUGUAUCCCCGCAAGGGCCGCGUCAUCCCCGGUGCCGAUGCCGAUGUGGUGGUGUGGGACCCAGAAGCCACAAAGACCAUCUCAGCCAGCACCCAGGUGCAGGGAGGAGACUUCAACCUGUACGAGAACAUGCGCUGCCAUGGCGUGCCGCUGGUCACCAUUAGCCGCGGGCGCGUUGUGUACGAAAACGGGGUCUUCAUGUGUGCUGAGGGCACCGGCAAGUUCUGUCCCCUGAGGUCCUUCCCAGACACUGUCUACAAGAAGCUGGUCCAGAGAGAGAAGACCUUAAAGGUUAGGGGAGUGGACCGCACGCCCUACCUGGGAGAUGUCGCUGUUGUCGUGCAUCCUGGGAAAAAAGAGAUGGGAACACCACUUGCAGACACUCCUACCCGGCCGGUCACCCGACACGGGGGCAUGCGGGACCUUCAUGAAUCCAGCUUCAGCCUCUCUGGUUCCCAGAUCGAUGACCAUGUUCCAAAGCGAGCUUCGGCUCGGAUCCUCGCUCCCCCCGGAGGCAGGUCAAGUGGCAUUUGGUAAAGGCACUGCCCAGCCCCCCACGUGAGGAUGCACCGCUGCCGCCAGCCCGCACACCCUCCGGCCACAGCUGCAGCGGGCAGGAGAGGCUGGGCUGGGCAGCACACCACCUGAGGGGGGCCCUAGGACCCCGGGAGCCCUCCCAUGUCUGAAACGUGAUUCACUGUGCUUCGAGCCAACCCUAACAGGCACUUUGAGAUGUGUUC